GACGACAGCGCAUAAAGUACACAGAGGCGAACGGAGGAAAUUUGACGUUACGUUAACGAACUUAAAAAAAUGCCCGACCCUGCGAAAUCCGCCCCAGCACCUAAGAAGGGCUCGAAAAAGGCUGUGACCAAAACACAGAAGAAAGGGGACAAGAAAAGGCGCAAGACCAGGAAAGAAAGCUAUGCCAUUUACGUGUACAAAGUGUUAAAACAAGUCCACCCGGACACUGGAAUCUCAUCCAAAGCAAUGGGCAUCAUGAAUUCAUUCGUGAAUGACAUCUUCGAGCGCAUUGCCGGUGAAGCUUCACGCCUGGCUCAUUACAACAAGCGCUCCACCAUCACAUCCAGAGAGAUUCAGACCGCUGUGCGCCUGCUUUUGCCAGGAGAACUGGCCAAACACGCCGUGUCCGAGGGCACCAAGGCUGUGACCAAGUACACCAGCUCCAAAUGAAGGUAGGAGCACAAGAUGGACUGAACGGAAGAGGCGCCUUCGGAAGACGGAAGUGAUCCCUGCUUAUUGAUACGAUAUCGCAUGUUUAUUCCGGGGUUUUUGUUCAUCCUGCGCAAAAUUACUGCCUGAAAUGUGCUGGAAGGACGUUUAAAAAGACCGUAUAACUGCAGCCAUUUGUCAUUUGUUUAUUGCUUUUAUUGAAUGUUCCUCUUAAAACGUACUUGUUUGCAUGUGUGAAAGAAGUUUCCUCAUUUGUAAUACUUUUGGUGCUUUUGAGCUCCAGAGUCCACUUCAUAACAUCUCUGUGGUUCCAGCCAGAAAUCCUGGGGACAGCUGGUGGAGAACGAUUCUAUGUACUGUAUGGAUUUAAAGUGUCUUAAUAAUGCACAUUAGUUCACAAUGAGUUGUUAACUCACACAAUAAACAUGUUGAUUCAUGUUGA
Tachysurus vachellii is the source of this 892-nucleotide messenger RNA. RefSeq names its product histone H2B 3. Gene Ontology annotation, cellular component: nucleosome. Lineage: Eukaryota; Metazoa; Chordata; Actinopteri; Siluriformes; Bagridae. The record is from RefSeq and is a predicted model, not a curated record. Gene Ontology annotation, molecular function: structural constituent of chromatin; DNA binding; protein heterodimerization activity. The coding region runs from base 70 to 450 and encodes 126 amino acids. The transcript has a single exon.